AUGGCGUCUCAUGCAGCAAAAGGCAUCCAAGCAGAGUCGUCUCUCUUUCUCUGCGGUCUCAAGGCAUUAAUCAUCAACUUGCAAAACAAUACCUUCAACGGCCCAAUCCCUCAUGAGAUUGGUCGUCUUAGAAGGCUUCAAGUGAUAGAGUUUAGUAACAAUUCUUUCGGAGGCAAGAUCCCAACAAUCUUAUCACAGUGCACCAAUCUUUAUAAACUGAAUUUGAUUGACAAUGAGCUCACUGGAGGCAUAGUCCCCGAGAUAGCUUCUCUUGUCAGCCUCCAACAUUUAGGCUUGUCAAGAAACAUGCUUUUGGGGAUUAUCCCAUCAUUCCUAGGAAACCUCACAAAUCUAUCCCAACUUUCGUUGCGAGAUUGUGGCUUGCAAGGAGAGAUUCCGGAGUCGCUUUCUCAGCUUAGAAGAUUGUGGUUGCUAGUUGUGGGUGGCAAUUAUCUAACUGGCUCUAUCCCAUUAGCCCUUUAUAAUCUUUCAAGUGUUGAGUUUUUCGUAUUUGGUUACAAUAAACUCCAUGUGAAGACACCUGCUGAGGUAGGCUCUCUUCCUAAGUUGUCGCACCUUAGUCUAUCCAAUAAUCAUUUCACUGGUGUGCUUCCAGCUUCACUAUCGAACUCUUCCAUGAUUGUAAAUUUAAAUCUAAAUAGUAACAAUUUCAAUGGAAAUAUGAUCGAUUUAAAGAAGCUUUCAUCUCUUGAAGUGCUUGUGGUUGACUAUAACCGUUUGAAUGGAGAUAUAGGUAGUAUUGUAUCAUCCCUCACAAACUGCACCAACCUUAAGAUUUUGUCAUUGGGUGAUAACCAUUUCACUGGUUCAUUGCCAGAUUCCAUUGGCAAUCUUUCUAAUCACUUGUUUGCUCUAUCCAUUAUAGAAAAUCAGUUAAGUGGAAGCAUUCCAUCUUGUAUUGGAAACCUUGUUGGUCUCACUCUUUUAUCAACUAGUAUCAAUAAUCUAAGAGGUCCAGUUCCUUCCUCCAUUGGGAAACUUUCUAAGUUGCAAGAACUCUAUCUCUAUAAGAAUAGACUGGCAAAUGAGAUCCCAUUCUCAUUAGGCAACUUGACUUUGUUUAACUUUCUCAACUUGGGACGAAACAAUCUUUCUGGUAGUAUACCGCAAAGUCUUGGAAACUGUAGCAACUUGUCAUUUUUAGAUCUUUCAGAUAACAAUCUCAGUGGCUCAAUACCUUCCGAAAUCAUUAAGCUUUCCUCCAUUUCCCUUGCACUCAACCUAUCUUGCAACAGCUUCACGGGUACUAUUCCAUCAGAAGUAGGGACUUUGAAAAAUCUUGGAAUCAUGGACUUGUCCAACAACAGAUUAUCUGGAACCAUCCCACCUUCUUUGGGGAGUUGUGUGAUGCUCAUCUUGCUUCACCUAGGGACAAAUUCUUUUCAAGGUGAGAUACCUGAUAGUCUGAGGGCUUUGAGAGGUUUAGAAUUUUUGGAUCUUUCGCAGAAUAAUCUUUCUGGGAUAAUUCCAAGAUUUCUGGUUGAGUUUCACUUGAUACCUGGUAGCUUGUUGUAUAUCAACAUUUCUUUCAAUGAGUUGCAAGGUGAAGUCCCAACUCUCGGAGUUUUCCAAAAUGAAAGUGCAAUCUCACUUGAAGGAAACCAAGACUUGUGCGGAGGUAUUGCAACGCUAAACCUUCCUCCUUGUCCAUCAUCACAAAAACCCAACUACAAAGGCUUAGGGAAAAUCUUGAUCCCAACUAUUGCCGGGGCCUUAUGCCUAGCACUUGCAGUAUGUUGGAACCCCCUGACAUUCCAAGGGCCAGACUUUUUGAGGCUAUCUUACGGAGAUCUCUUGAGUGCCACAAAUGGAUUCUCGCAGACGAAUCUAGUUGGUGCAGGUAGAUUUGGAUCUGUGUAUAAAGCAACCAUCAAUGAUGAUGAUGAUGAGCAGACGGAUGUGGCAGUAAAGGUUCUUAAUCUUAACAUAAGAGGAGCUUCUAAGAGUCUGGUAUCAGAAUGCAAUGCAUUGAAAGGCAGACGACACAGAAACUUGCUCAAGAUUGUGAGUGUAUGUGAUAGCACUGAUUUUCAAGGGAAUGAUUUUAAGGCGUUGGUGUAUGAAUUUAUGGCCAACGGAAGCCUCGAGAAUUGGCUGCAUUGCGAUCCAUUGAAUGAAGGGUUUAGAGCUCUAAGUGCUAUUCAGAGACUGAAUAUUGCUAUUGAUAUUGCAUAUGCAGUUGAGUAUUUGCAUUGUGGUACUGACUCCACAGUUAUUCACGGAGAUUUGAAGCCGAGUAACAUUCUCUUGGAUCAAGCCAUGGUCGCCAAAGUUGGCGAUUUCGGAUUAGCCAAAAUCAUAUCAAGCAUUUCACAUAAUAUGUCAUCCACAGAAGGAAGCCGUUCAUCUGCAAUCAAGGGUACCAUAGGCUAUAUCGCUCCAGGUUAA
Molecule: messenger RNA, 2409 nt
Organism: Salvia hispanica
Lineage: Eukaryota; Viridiplantae; Streptophyta; Magnoliopsida; Lamiales; Lamiaceae
Source: RefSeq, a predicted model, not a curated record